Cynara cardunculus var. scolymus (artichoke) is the source of this 522-nucleotide messenger RNA. RefSeq lists its product as uncharacterized. The record is from RefSeq and is a predicted model, not a curated record. The transcript has 2 exons. The coding region runs from base 1 to 522 and encodes 173 amino acids. Lineage: Eukaryota; Viridiplantae; Streptophyta; Magnoliopsida; Asterales; Asteraceae.
AUGCUAUGCUCAGUAUUGGAAAUCAUAAAGCCUGAAGAUCUGAUGGAUAUUCGUCUUGUCGUUUCAAAGCUUCAUGGGAUAUCGUUGGACACAAUGUGGAGAUUGCUAUUCACAACUUCUUCUAUCGAGGUUUCGGAUUACCGACCUAUAGCUUGUUGUACGGUGCUUUACAAAUGCAUAAGUAAAGUCAUUAUAAACAGAAUAAAUGGUUAUUUGGAUUCUUUAAUUGAUAGGGCUCAAUCGGCUUUAAUUACGGGUCGGAGGAUUACGGAUAACAUUCAUAUGGCUCACAAGCUAGUAUCAGGCUACCAUUCUAGGGCAGGUCCACCAAGAUAUACGUUGAAGAUUGACAUCAAAAAAUCUUAUGAUACGGUGGAUUGGCGAUUCCUGCAUAUUAUGCUACAUGGUAUGGGUUUCCAUCCGGUUAUGGUCAAGUGGAUAAGGGAGAUGGUGUCUACUACUUUAUAUUGGCUUGUGAUUAAUGGUAAUACUUAUGGGUUUUUUCAUGGGGAAGGGGACUGA